GUAAAGUCCUUCACAAAUCCAGAUGAAGUUGAUGAAUGGCUAUUAGGUAAUCCUUUACGUUGCCCCGGUGCUUUGCACUUUGUGGAGAAAAACUCAACGGUUAUUAGUUAUGGAAUUCAGACUAAUUCCACUUCUAUGCGUAAGAGAGGGAACUUUGAGGAUACAACAUUCAAAUUCCAAAUUCCUCUUCAAGUUGCCGCAGAGCGCGAAAUUGCAAGAACUUUGCUCGGAGAUCCUAAUUUUGACUGGGUUGUUGGAUUCAAAGAAUUUGCUCACCCUGCUACAGAAACAUUUUCUAUUGUUGGGCAAGCUGGACCAACAUUUUUCCUUGCUAUUGCCAUGUUCGGAUUUGUAGUUCAAACAAGUUCAUUUGUUACAGAGAAGGAACUUAAGCUUCGUCAGGCUAUGUCCAUCAUGGGUCUCUAUGAAUCUGCCUAUUGGCUGUCUUGGUUUACCUGGGAAGCUUUCCUUACGCUAAUUUCUUCUCUUCUCACGGUUCUGUUUGGGAUGUUUUUUCGGUUCAGUUUUUUCCUGCACAACAGUUUUGCAGUCCUCUUCCUUGUAUUCUUCCUUUUCCAACUUAAUAUGUUGAGUUUCGCAUUCUUGAUAUCAAAUUUUGUCAACAAGUCAUCAUCAGCAACUACAGUUGGAUUUUCAAUAUUCAUAGUUGGUUUUUUGACACAACUUAUAACUGCAAUUGGUUUUCCAUACGCGAAGUUUUAUUCCACAUCACAUCGUGUCUUGUGGUCUUUAUUUCCUCCCAAUCUUCUAGCAAAAGCACUCGAUAUGCUUGAUAGCUCAACAGCUACUCAUGAAGAUUUAGGAAUUAGUUGGAGCCGGCGAGGUUAUUGUACUUUUAAGGAGCCUGAGUGCAUAAUAACAAUUGAAAAUAUUUUUCAUUGGCUUAUUUCCACCUUCUUUUUGUGGUUUGCCUUGGCAAUAUACUUGGAUAAUAUACUUCCCAAUUCAAAUGGUGUGAGAAAAUCAGUAUUUUACUUUCUGAAGCGUUCAUACUGGACUGGAAAAGGUGGAACUAAGGCUGAAGAAGGCGAUCUUUGUGGCUGUUGGAGCUCUAUUCCACCUACAGAAUAUGUUGCUCCAGAUGAUGAGGACGUUCUUGCAGAAGAAACAACAGUAAAACAGCAAGUAACGUCUAGUAUAAUUGAUCCGAAUGUAGCCGUCAGGAUACUUGGGCUCACAAAGACAUACCCGGGAGCUACAAAUUUUGGUUGUUGUAAAUGCACGAGGUCUUCUCCUUAUCACGCUGUUAAGGGUAUUUGGGUGAAUAUAGCAAAAGAUCAACUAUUUUGCCUUCUAGGGCCCAAUGGAGCCGGAAAAACUACAGUUAUUAAUUGUCUGACUGGUAUUACUCCAGUCACUGGUGGAGAUGCUUUUAUUUAUGGAAAUUCAAUUCGAAGUGUUGCUGGUAUGUCAAAUAUCCGAAGAAUGAUUGGUGUUUGUCCCCAGUUUGACAUUUUGUGGGAUGCAUUGACAGCAGAAGAGCAUCUUCAUCUGUUUGCUAGCAUUAAAGGUUUACAUCCUUCAAUAAUCAAAUCGGUAAGUGAGAAGUCUUUGGCUGAAGUCAAACUUACUAGUGCCUCUCAUAUAAGAUCAGGAAGCUAUAGUGGAGGAAUGAAGCGCCGGCUUAGCUUUGCGAUAGCCCUGAUUGGAGAUCCACAAAUGGUUUUCCUAGAUGAGCCGACUACUGGGAUGGAUCCAAUCAGCAGAAGACAUGUUUGGGACAUUAUCGAAAAUGCGAAGAAGGGACGAGCUAUAGUCUUGACAACUCACUCCAUGGAGGAAGCCGACAUAUUAAGCGAUCGCAUUGCCAUCAUGGCGAAGGGAAGAUUGAGGUGUUUAGGAACCUCUAUAAGGUUGAAGUCGAAAUUCGGAACGGGUUAUAUUGCUAAUAUUAGUUUUGUUGGAGGUGUUCCCGGACAAACAACUCCUGUUGACGCAGAACUGGAUGCUACCCAUGAGCGUAAAGCUCAGCUAGUGAAGCAUUUCUUCAAACAUCAUCUAGAUGUGGAGGCAAAAGAUGAAAAUAAGUCGUUUUUAACAUUCGUCAUUCCCCGCGAAAAAGAGAAGUUAUUACCGGACUUCUUUGCUGAGCUUGAAGAUAGAGAGGAUGAACUUGGAAUCUCAGACAUUCAACUUGGUCUUACAACGCUCGAAGAGGUUUUCCUGAGCAUUGCGAAGCAGGCAGAGCUAGAAAGUGCGUCCAUCGAUGGGGCCAUGGUGACGCUAAAUUUAUCAUCCGGACCUUCAAUUCAGAUACCAAAGGGUUCAAGAUUUGUGGGGAUUCCUGGAACAGAAACAGCAGAUAAUCCAAGAGGUUUUAUGGUGGAAGUCUACUGGGAACAGGAUGAUUCUGGUAAUCUCUGCAUCUCAGGCCAUUCGCCUGAAAUCUCUAUACCACCAAAUAUACAAAUUCCAGAAAAUAAUUCCAAACGUAUUAGAAAUUCUGCAUCAAGGACUGGAUUUGUCAUUGACCCACAUCAAAUUCUGAAUAAAUGAUUCUUUUUAUUCAAAAAAUAAAGGGAAAUUUACAUACAUACCACAAUUCUCAUCUAUUCGCAUA
Molecule: messenger RNA, 2581 nt
Organism: Phalaenopsis equestris
Lineage: Eukaryota; Viridiplantae; Streptophyta; Magnoliopsida; Asparagales; Orchidaceae
Product: ABC transporter A family member 2-like
Exons: 15
Biological process (GO): transmembrane transport; lipid transport
Cellular component (GO): membrane; intracellular membrane-bounded organelle
Molecular function (GO): ATP hydrolysis activity; lipid carrier activity; ABC-type transporter activity
Source: RefSeq, a predicted model, not a curated record